Messenger RNA from Phascolarctos cinereus (koala), 555 nucleotides. It is a transcript of the gene COX6A2, whose product is annotated as cytochrome c oxidase subunit 6A2. Gene Ontology annotation, molecular function: enzyme regulator activity. Gene Ontology annotation, cellular component: mitochondrial inner membrane; respiratory chain complex IV. The record is from RefSeq and is a predicted model, not a curated record. Gene Ontology annotation, biological process: mitochondrial electron transport, cytochrome c to oxygen. NCBI's taxonomy places the organism in Eukaryota, Metazoa, Chordata, Mammalia, Diprotodontia, Phascolarctidae.
GGAAUGUAGGACUCAGUGAAGGAGACUCAGAGGGCAGUGGUCUGUUUCUCAGUUUCUCUCACUGGGCAAAAUGAUGGCUCUGCGUUUGAGGCCCCUGAGCAGGGGACUGGCUACUGCGGCCAAGGAAGGGCACGGAGGAGCAGGGGGAAAAACCUGGCGUCUGCUGACCUUCGUGCUCGCUCUCCCAGCGGUGGCUGUUUGCACCCUCAACUCCUGGCUCCACUCAGGUCACCGUCAACGGCCCGAGUUCAAACCCUAUCACCACCUCCGCAUCCGUACCAAGCCUUAUUCCUGGGGUGACGGCAACCACACCUUGUUCCACAAUCCCCGCACGAACGCUCUGCCCACGGGCUAUGAACACCCCUGAACUCGGGCGCCCUUGAAGUUCAAUAAAUACUGGCCAACCACGGCCCCCAUUUACUGGAACUAUAAUUUCAUCGUUGAGCUCCUUCAGAAUGGCUGUCAGAAUCUCUCAAGAAUUCUCUUCAGAAUAUCUUCUCCUCAGUAUGGCUUCUAUACACAAUAAGAAUUAAACUCACUCAUCUCAAAAAUGUU